Messenger RNA from Malania oleifera, 2699 nucleotides. RefSeq names its product homeobox-leucine zipper protein MERISTEM L1-like. NCBI's taxonomy places the organism in Eukaryota, Viridiplantae, Streptophyta, Magnoliopsida, Santalales, Ximeniaceae. The transcript has 11 exons. Bases 338 to 2326 code for a protein of 662 amino acids. Gene Ontology annotation, molecular function: lipid binding. The record is from RefSeq and is a predicted model, not a curated record.
AUCUCCCUCACUCCUUCUCCAUUCAUCAAUACACACGAGGAGAUAUGAUGCAAGAGAGAGAGUGAGAGUUGAGGAAGAGUGAGAUCAGAGCUAGGGUUUCAUAUCUAUAUAUAUACAUAUCUUCUCUUGAGUGUUCGCGUGUGUUUCAGCUAUCUAGGGUUUUGCUUUGUGUAGACGACCCAUUUCUCAGCUUGAUCUAGCUCGUUUUUCAUUUCUGCUUUUUUUCUGUUGAUGCUUUCCGGUCGAUCUUGCCUGCUGUGGUUUUUGUUUGGGGUUUUAUUGGUGUCUGAUACCCUCAUAACGUACCAGGGAAAACGUUCAGAAAGGGUGUAACAAGAUGGUAAGAGGCAUGGAAAACGUGGGAGACGACAGUGAGCUUGAAAGUACUGCUUCGGGUGCAAGGACUGGUUAUUAUGAUGCUGAGUUCGAUUUCAGAGAAACGGAAUGUUCUUCCACGGAACUUGAUUCUUCCUCAAGUACAGAUGAUGAAGACGAUGAUGAUGACGAUAGUUCGGGAUUUAGUUCCACUGAUGAAGAGUCCACGAUGGAUAGUAGUUCAGUGAGUGAUGACAAUAUGGAUUCAGAGCAGGGAUCCAUCUCACAAGACCUUCCACAUCCUCCUCAGCAUUCUCCAAAUCGAGUUUCGAAUUUCGAGUCCUACGCACCCAGUGAUGAUGAGGACAACGAAGUUUAUCAUCGAGCCAGUGAUCUUCUUAUGUCAGUCAUAGUGUGUGCGGAUGUUAAUCAUGGAAAAAUCAUUGAUCAUGCUAUUGCCGCAAUGGACGAAUUUAUUACUAGGGCUGCUGAGUGGGAAUAUUCUUUAGACAAGAGGCCCCAAGUAGAUAGAAAUUCCUGGAUCUUGCAAGGUGAAUGCUCACAGGAAUUUAGGCCUCUUAAGGCCGCGUUAGAGGAGAUCACGAAAAUGGUUGAGGUGGGAGAACCUCGAUCGUUGCCGAGUUUGGAUAAUUCUACAGAUUACAUUGGUGAAACUGAAUAUAAUUUAACGGAUACAGUGUCAUCUACGCAAAUUCUACAAGACCCCUUUCAAACUGAGUUCUCGCAAGAAACUGCAAUUGUCCCUAUCAAUCCAAUCGCCUUGGUUGAAAUACUCACGAAUUCGAACCAAUGGUCUUUCGUGUUUGCUGAUAUUGUGUCGAGAGCCGUGACACUGGGAGUUCUUUCAAGGGGAGCAGCUGGGAAUAAUCUAAAUGGAGCAAUCCAAGUGAUGAUGGCAGAGUUUCAUGUCCCUUCACCACUUGUUCCAACUCGCGAGUGUCACUUUGUACGUUAUAGUAAACAAUUGAACUAUGUGACAUGGGCAGUGGCUGAUGUGUCAUUGGAAAGUCUAUUUCCCUCUCCGGUGGUGCAAUAUCGAAGAAAGCCAUCGGGUUGUUUAAUUCAAGCAAUGCAAAAUGGAUGCUCAAAGAUUAUUUGGAUCGAGCACGGAGAAGCAGAUAACACUUAUGUUCCCCUUAUGUUUAGGCCACUAGUCAGCUCUGGUUUUGCAUUUUGCGCAAGGCGUUGGGUUGCAAGUUUAGUUCGACAAUGUGAACAUCUUGAGGCUGUAGUCGUGGAUUCCGAUACUCGUUUUCAUCAUGGCGGAUCAAUACCUCAUUUGGGGAGGAAAAGCCUGCUGAAACUGGGUGAGAGAAUGAUAAGAACUUUCUGUGUUAACAUUAGUGCUGCUAGAAAAAAUCAAUGGUUGUUGAUGCAUGUACCUGGCACUGAAAAUAUAAGGAUUAAUAUAAAGAAAAACACAAGUGACCCUGGAAGACCUCUUGGAGUUGCAUUAAUUAUUGUAACUUCAUUCUCGCUACCAGCCCCACCGAGAACGGUUUUCAAUUUUCUUCAUGACGCCAGGUUCCGGACGGAGUGGGACAUACUCUUGUUCGGCCAUUGUGUUCGAGAGGUAAUGAAUAUCCACACGGGUAGUGAUCCAGGAACUCACCUUUCAGUACAAGAAGAUAAUGCUGGUAAUGGGCGGACCCCUAUGUUAUAUCUGCAAGAAGCUUUUAUAGACAUGACUGGGUCUUACAUAGUCUAUGCGCCCGUUGAAAUGUUUUCUAUGGCUACGAUCCUAAAUGGAGGGAGCUCAGACUCUAUGCCUAUCUUGCCUUCUGGGUUUGCUGUCCUCCCGGAUAGGCCAAACCUCAAUGGAGAAAAUAGUCAAGGAAGUAUUUUGACUGUUGCUUUUGAUGUUUUGGAUGAGGCAUCAACGGAGGAUCAUAUUCCUUCUCGAUCAGUAGAAAUAAUAUACAAUCUAAUCUUUAAAACUGUCCAUUUGAUCAAAAGCACCUUGGUCUCAGAAGACCAACAAAAUGAAUGAGAAGAGGCAAGGAUGGUCUGCAAGCUUGGACUAAUUAAAUAUUGUCAUGGGAUUAACGGGUAUGGCAUGGAUAAGACUAGAAGACUACCUCUUGCUAGCUUUAGAUUUUGUGAUAAUUGGAUACUUAUGUUGAAGAUGUAGGCUUAUUUAAGAUUGUUUGCUAUUAGUAGGCCAAGAUGAAAGUGGUGGAGAGGGCCGAACUUGAGCAUGAAUAAUAUGAAGGUUGCUAGCCAUCGUACGUCAUCAUAAUGGGUUGGUAUGUCUGUAAAACAAUAGUCAUGUAAAAAAGAAAAGAAUGUAUCUAAUAAGCAAAGAGAUUGUAGUUGUAUCAAUAUGUAUGACUAUGUUUGUAAUGCUAAACUCAUCUUUCAAA